CGCUCCCUUUUUCUCCAGUCACAGCUUCCGCAACUGCCACUCGCGCAGCCCGUGAGCGCGCUCCCCACACUAGCCUGCAGAGCCCCUCGAGUUACUCGUUUGCCGGACACAAUGAAUGAGGAAUACGACGUGAUCGUGCUGGGCACCGGCCUCAAGGAAUGUAUCCUCUCCGGUAUCAUGUCGGUGAACGGCAAGAAGGUGCUACACAUGGAUCGCAACUCUUACUAUGGCGGAGAAAGCGCUUCCAUUACCCCACUGGAAGAUCUGUAUAAAAGGUUUAACAUCCCUGGGUCACCUCCAGAGAGCAUGGGGCGAGGGAGAGACUGGAAUGUGGAUCUUAUCCCUAAAUUCCUAAUGGCUAACGGCCAGUUAGUGAAGAUGCUGCUAUAUACAGAGGUCACUCGAUACCUGGACUUCAAAGUCAUUGAGGGAAGCUUUGUUUACAAAGGAGGGAAAAUUUAUAAAGUCCCCUCCACUGAGGCUGAAGCUUUAGCAUCAAGUCUGAUGGGCUUGUUUGAGAAAAGGCGCUUUAGGAAGUUUCUGAGCUUUGUUGCCAGUUUUGAUGAGAACGAUAGCAAAACUCUCGAGGGAAUCGAUCCCAAGAAAACAACUAUGAGGGACGUGUACAAAAAAUUUGAUUUAGGGCAGGACGUUAUGGAUUUCACAGGUCACUCACUGGCUCUUUACAGAACUGAUGACUAUUUGGAUCAGCCCUGUCUUGAGGCAAUAAACAGGAUUAAACUGUACAGUGAAUCCCUCGCUAGAUACGGCAAAAGCCCUUACCUUUAUCCACUCUACGGCCUUGGUGAACUGCCCCAAGGAUUUGCACGACUAAGUGCCAUUUAUGGUGGCACCUAUAUGCUGAACAAACCAAUAGAAGAGCUUGUGAUGGAGAAUGGCAAAAUUGUUGGUGUGAAAUCUGAAGGAGAGGUUGCUCGAUGCAAACAGUUGAUCUGUGAUCCUAGUUAUGUUCCAGAACGUGUCAACAAAGUGGGUCAAGUUGUCCGUGUAAUUUGUAUCAUGAGUCACCCAAUAAAGAACACAAAUGAUGCCAAUUCCUGCCAGAUCAUCAUUCCUCAAAAUCAGGUCAACAGGAAAUCUGACAUCUAUGUGUGCAUGAUGUCCUACGCUCAUAAUGUGGCCGCACAAGGAAAAUACAUUGCUAUAGUCAGCACUACUGUGGAAACAAAUGACCCAGAGAAAGAAAUCAGACCAGCCCUGGAACUCUUGGAACCCAUUGAACAGAAGUUUGUUAGCAUUAGUGACAUGUACGUGCCAACAGAUUUGGGAACUGAAAGUCAAGUGUUUAUUUCAUCCACAUAUGACGCAACCACCCAUUUUGAAACUACCUGCAACGACAUAAAGGACAUCUACAAAAGGAUGAUGGGCUCCGAAUUCGACUUUGAAGAGAUGAAACGCAAAAAAAGUGACAUCUUUGGAGAAGAUCAGUAAAGAUGAACAUCCAUAUAGAAGAAGUUCAGGAACUUAGGAACACUGUAUGAAACUUAAUAUUGUAAGGCCUGCUUUUGUAAAAACCCCUUUGAAAUUCAAGAGUAUUGCACUGGUAAUUGCUCCCAUAUUUCCUUUGAAUAUCAUUUAUAAGCGUCUUAUUUUUUUAAGAGAGAGGCUGCUUCUGCCCAGAAAUAAAGUAAACUUAGUGCAUUUUUUUUCUUUGCUGUAAUUAGUAGAUGAAAAGCAUUUCUACUACAGGCAUUGAAGUAUUUCAGUUUAUUCUAAAUUGUAAACCAUGCAACAAAAAUACAUUCAAUAUUGGUAUUUUAUCUUUGUAUUUUAAGUAUUCUCUGUGAUUAUCUGCACUGACGUGUUAGCGUUUUGAAACGUUGGAGGGGCUUGUUAUGUCUUUCAUCAGUCUUACCCAAAUGAGAAUCUAUCUUCUGGGAUAUUUCUCUAAUUAUGCUUGUUAAUAAUUCUAAUAUUUUUUUCCUUGUCCGCUAUAAAAUAACUUUGGGCUGCGUUUCCACAUUUACUGCUUUCUCCUUCCCAUGUGGACUUGGUGCCAUUUUUCUUCUGCAGUGAUGAUGAUACUUAAUAUGUAACUCUGGGUGCAACAUUCUAACAAAGUUUGAAACCAUUGACACCAGCUGGGAAAAUACGACGGACCAUAAACCUCUUUCUGUUUUAAUCUAAUAAAUUAACAAACAAAAAAGAAAUUCGUAUCAAACAGGCAAGACUUGUAUGCAUUUUCUGUAUCCCUCCAUGUUUCGUAAGUGGACCAAAAACAAAACUGCAGUAUUGAUUUUACAGAGCCCUAUCCCUAAAGUGUUGCUUAUUAGGGGUUUUUCUGUACUGCAAAGUAAAGCCAAAUUGUGGAAA
Messenger RNA from Bombina bombina (fire-bellied toad), 2334 nucleotides. RefSeq names its product GDP dissociation inhibitor 2 (gene GDI2). The record is from RefSeq and is a predicted model, not a curated record. Bases 112 to 1452 code for a protein of 446 amino acids. Lineage: Eukaryota; Metazoa; Chordata; Amphibia; Anura; Bombinatoridae. Gene Ontology annotation, biological process: vesicle-mediated transport; protein transport; small GTPase-mediated signal transduction. The transcript is spliced from 11 exons. Gene Ontology annotation, cellular component: cytoplasm. Gene Ontology annotation, molecular function: Rab GDP-dissociation inhibitor activity.